AUGAUUUCCCUGCACUCACACUCGGGACAGUACUGUAUGCAUGCAGCUGGGCAGUUGGAAGAUGUGGUGAAGCGGGCAAUUGAACUUGGAUUCCAAGUGUAUGGUUUAACCGAACACAUGCCACGAACUCGAUUGCAGGACUUGUAUCCUGAAGAGUCGCAUCUCACACCAUCCGACUUGGCUAUCCUAUUCAGCGACUUUUACAUCCAUGCUCAGGCUUUGCAGGCCAAGUACAAGGACCAAAUCACACUUUUGAUUGGAAUGGAAACUGAACUCAUUCACGAGGCAACACUUGGAGAGAUCAAGUCAAUCUGUCAAAAAACUCCGUUUGACUAUCUGGUUGGAUCCGUUCAUCAUGUGCGUGGAUUUCCAAUUGAUUUCGAUGAGCCUGGAUUCACGAAACUCGAGAAGCAUCUUGUCGAUCAAAUAGCAUUUGAAUCCAACCAAACCGUAGCAUCGGAUCUGCUUAAAGAUGCAUCGAUUGGAACUGAAAUGGCUUUUCAGGAAUAUUUUGAUGCGCAGUAUAGUUUAAUAGAUCAGAUUCGACCUGCAGUGGUUGCUCAUUUUGAUCUAGUGAGAUUGUUUAGACCCACCUUUCCACUAAGUCAACAGGUGUGGACCAAAAUUGAUCGGAAUAUUCAGCUCAUUUCCCAGUAUGGUGGUCUUGUUGAAAUCAACUCACGAGCAUGGAAGAAACAGCUGCGUGAUGCCUAUCCCCAACGGGAUAUUCUAAAGAAAAUGAUUGAUGCUGGAUUACGGUUUUGUGUGUCGGAUGAUAGCCACGGACCCAAGGACGUUGGAAUGCAUUAUGAUCGACUUGCAGUGUAUCUGGCAGAAAUGGGCAUUCAUGAGAUCUCAUAUCCAACUCCAUUGGCAAACAAAAAAGAUCAAACUGAUGUGGGAAAAAAUGAUCAGGUUCAAGUAGUUACUCUAACGAAUGUGCUAGAGUCUUUGGUAUGGGAAAGAUGUGGUGCUGUAGCAAUGCAGAAUCCCCAUGGUUUUAACAAGGAUGAUGAAAAAGGAUGUAAUAAACAUAGCUGA
Messenger RNA from Batrachochytrium dendrobatidis JAM81, 1041 nucleotides. RefSeq names its product histidinol-phosphatase. NCBI's taxonomy places the organism in Eukaryota, Fungi, Chytridiomycota, Chytridiomycetes, Rhizophydiales. Gene Ontology annotation, molecular function: histidinol-phosphatase activity. Gene Ontology annotation, cellular component: cytoplasm. Gene Ontology annotation, biological process: L-histidine biosynthetic process. The record is from RefSeq and is a predicted model, not a curated record. Bases 1 to 1041 code for a protein of 346 amino acids. The transcript is spliced from 3 exons.